Messenger RNA from Priapulus caudatus, 948 nucleotides. RefSeq names its product beta-1,3-galactosyltransferase 1-like. Gene Ontology annotation, molecular function: hexosyltransferase activity. The transcript has a single exon. Gene Ontology annotation, cellular component: membrane. NCBI's taxonomy places the organism in Eukaryota, Metazoa, Priapulida, Priapulimorpha, Priapulimorphida, Priapulidae. The coding region runs from base 1 to 948 and encodes 315 amino acids. The record is from RefSeq and is a predicted model, not a curated record.
AUGCGUGCGUCGGCGGCGCGACCCCUGCCGCAGCGUGACCCGCCCGGCGUGCCGAACCCGCACAACUUCUCCUACCUGCUGAACGAGGAGGACAUGUGCGAGCGUGACGGCGACGACCUCUUCAUGAUCGUCUACGUGCACACGGCGCCGAGCCACUACCGCCGCCGCAUGGCGAUCCGCGAGACGUGGGCGCACGAGCGCUGGCUGCGACGUCUCCGCUUCCGCGUCGUCUUCUUCCUCGGCGUUCCCUCGGACGACGCGACGACGCAGAGCGCGCUCGCGUUCGAGAGCGGUGCGUACCGCGACCUCGUGCAGGAGGACUUCCGCGACACGUACAGGAACCUGACCUACAAGGGCGUCGGCGCGCUGCGCUGGGUCGCGCGCCACUGCUCGCGCGCGCGCUGGGUGCUGAAGACCGACGACGACAUCGUCGUGAACGUGUUCGCGCUGCACGCGCACCUGACGAGCGUCGCGCGGCACGGCCACGCACCCGUGCGCGCCAUUCUCUGCCACGUGUGGGGCCGCAUGCCCGUGCUGCGCACGGGGAAGUGGGAGGUCGCCGAGCGCGACUACGCGGGAAAGUACUUCCCGCAGUACUGCUCGGGAAGCGCGUUCCUGAUCACGCCGGACGCGGUCGUGGCGCUCUACAACGCCUCGCUCUACACGCCUUUCUUCUGGGUCGACGACGUCUACGUGACGGGUUACCUGCCCAGCCGCGCCGACGUGCGCCGCGUCUCGAUCGCGUCGACGUACGUCUUCAAGCAGGAACAGCUGGAGCGCGGCGUGCUGAACGCGACGCACCCGGCGCUGUUCGCGCACGUCCGCCGCCUCGCCGACAUGUACACGCUGUGGAGCAAGCUGCUCACGAUGCGCGGCGAGACGCUCCCGCCGUCGUCCCCCGCGCCGCCAGAUAGCGCCGCCGCCGUCGUCCGUCGCGUCGCCAGGUAG